AUGAAAGAAUGUGAAGGAUGUUAUUGUCAAAUGAUGGCUGAUUGUCCUUACGACUUUUGUUUUGACUGUUCAGACUGCGAUAAAAUGCAGUGUGGUGAAAACUUCGAUCCUGACGCUGGUAAUUGUUGUGCUUGUUUUGGUAAAAAAAGUGGCGAUCCUAAUCUAAAAAGAAAACCAUUAACUUUUACUCAAAAACAAAGAUUACACUUUGAACAGAUUAAAAGACAAAUGGAGGACUUAAUUGAGGAAAUUAAAGAUAAAGAGGAUAUCGAUGGUAUGCGAACGGCUAAAGAUAUUGAAGAUAUGAAAAGUAACAAAGUUACAAUUAAAUACAACGGCAAAGAUUAUGAAAUAGAAAAGAAAACCGAUGAACAAAAAGCCAAACCUAAAGGUGAUGAUAACGGGACAGAAAUAACAAUCAAAAAUUAUAAAGAAAGAAUAGCCAAGAAAAUUACUUAUAUUGGCGGUCCUAUUUUAGAUUUGAAAGAGGAAAUAAAAAUUGGCUAUAAGAAAUUAGAUUCUGAGCAACAAAAAUUAUUCCGAUUAAAACUAGAAAAUUUUGAGGAGGAAAAAGAAUUAAUUAAGCAACUGGAAAAGGAAAAAGCAAUGCUGAGUAAAGCACUUGACUUUCAAAAAAGAAUGAGGGAAAAUUUUCCCCAAGAAAAAAUAGAUAAAUUGCCUUUGACAGAAAAAUUAAAAACCCAAACUCCUAACCAAUUAAGUUAUUAUGGAGUAACUCGUUGCCAAUACUGCUUCCUAGAAAAAGUGGCCGAAGUUCAAUACCAACUGAAGCAGGCUACUUAUCAACAAGGACAAACUUCAUGGAUAGAUAAUAAAAAAGAAACAGCAAAAUAUCAGCACAGAAUAGACAACCUUUUAAGCACCAAAAGAGAUGAUUUGGAUAAAGCAUUGUCGAUAUUAACUGAAAAAGAAAAAGAAAGUAUGAUUAGAAACAUUGGAUUAAAAGCGGUUAGUCAACUUUCAAGUGAAGAAAUAGAACAUCACCCACCCGAGCUCAUCGAAAUCAAGAAAAAGCAAGUUUUGCCAAAAGAAAAUCUUUGGACUCCGCCUUGCAUAGUUGAGAGAAUACCAGCAGGAACAGUCUAUUAUGAGAUUGCAGUAAACGGAAGAGAAUUUGUUCCUAAUUAUGGCGAAAGACAAGAGAUUAAUAAAGAAAGAACUGAAAAGAAGUUAGUUUUUUUUGAACUUUCAAAAGAUAGUAAAAAGGGCGGAGAAUUAAAAAUAGAGUAUAAUUUUUUACCAUUACCAAGUAAAUGGGGAGAAAUAAAGAAAAAGGUGGUAAAAGAGUUGAUGGAGGCAAAACGACCUACCACUAAAUCUGACGGCUCGCUUUACAAAGAAAUCAAAAGGGGAACUGAAAAACAAAAAACCGACAAAUAUCCGCAAAUAAAUUACUUUUUAGUUAAAGUAGAAAACACUACCAUUACUUUAAUUUUUCAAAAUUUAAAAGGAUAUGAUUUAGAUCGCCCUAAUAUCUGCUUGACAGAUAUAAUUGACGCUCGCAAGGUCUAUGUCCAGGUAAGGGCUGAAUUAGAUCUGAUUUGGAGGGAUUAUGGGCAUUUUUGUGAAAUAGAAAAUUUAGUGGAUAAGUUUUUUAAGCCAGGCGAUGGCGAUAAACCAUUUUUGCUCUAUUUAAUUGAUAAGGAUCAUGAGGGAAAAUAUGAGUGGGGAGAUUUAGGAGCGGUUUCAUCGAAAAAAUUAUGGAUAAAAUCUAAAGAACUUCAUUUCAGCACCUUGCCUGAUAUAUUUUUAAAGCAACCACAUUUACUAAAGCAUGGAAAAACUCUCAACCUUCGUCAUGCUAAAAUAAGAAAAAUAGAUGGGCAAUUAAAGAUGAUCUAUCGAGUAUAUCGUAAAAGCAGCAUUGAGGGAAUAACUUAUAUUUUUGAAAGCGGAGAGAUAUUAUUUGUAAAUGUAGGAACUGACUUAAACAAUAUUUUAACUGGCGAGAAAUAUAAAGACACAAUAGGUCUGGGAGAUAACAAAGAUAUUCCCCAUGCUAAUGAACCGAAGCCCGACCAAGCCAAACAAACCGAUUUAAAAGCCAAAAGUACUAAUAAGGACAAAGUGAAAGAAGUAGAACCAACUUACAAAGGAGAGGUUAUGGAAGGAUUUAGCAUGCCUUUAACUAGUCCGACCGGAAAUAGACAAGGAAUUGAAAAAGUUACUCCGGGAGAAGAUAUAGAUAAAAAAGGACCAAAAAAUGAGGGCGGAGAUAAUGUGUCAAUUGAUACUACUGCUUUAUACAUUAAUAAGCAAUCUUAUUGCCGAGGACCCAACGGAGACAUUAUUGAUACCCUAAUGCAAGCAUUACUUGCUUCUCACCGCAAAAGACCCGAUAGCGGCAUAGAAGUCCGGGUGACCGAAGGGAAGUACGACUACCGAAUGGUAGGAUAUAAUUUGCAUGCUUUAGAUGAAGCCCGCGGAGUGGAAGCCAACUAUUUUACCGUAGCCAUUAGAGGGACGACAAAAACCGGACAUGUUAGCAUACAGGCGGGAUUAAGGAAAAAAAGCGAUCCAAGUAUUGAACUUAUUGGCGAAAAGGAUGAUAAGGAAAAAGAAAAAGACUUUAUAAUUCAGGACUAUAAAGAUAAUACUUUACCCGAUUUAGGAACUGAAAUAGACACCGAAUUAGACUUAGAUUUGGAUGAUGAUCGGGAUGACCAAGAUUUAGAAGAAAUAGAUGUGGAUCCCGAUGCAGAUGAGAAAGAGCGGGAAGAUGAUACUGACUUUGAUGCUGACCGAGAUAAAGACCGAGACAGAGAUAAGGAAGACGAUGUGGACGAUGACCUUGAUUGUGGUAAUUGCGGGGAAGAACAUAGAGACGGAGCCGACCACAAGUGCGACGAAUUGCCUGACCCUUAUGGUUGCGAAACUAUUUAUUGUGAACCUACUUGCCCGAAAUGUGAUAAAGAUAUAGACGAGUGCAACGGAGAAUGCGACGAACCUGCAGAUUAUGAGGAACCUGAACCCGAGGAAACCGAAGACUUUGAACCAUCAACCGAGGAGGACUGCAAUUACGAAAGAGAGGGAUAA
This is a messenger RNA of Racocetra fulgida, 3057 nucleotides long. Lineage: Eukaryota; Fungi; Glomeromycota; Glomeromycetes; Diversisporales; Gigasporaceae. The record is from the annotation of a GenBank genome assembly.